Indicator indicator is the source of this 1380-nucleotide messenger RNA. RefSeq names its product INSM transcriptional repressor 1 (gene INSM1). The coding region runs from base 46 to 1380 and encodes 444 amino acids. Gene Ontology annotation, cellular component: nucleus; transcription repressor complex. The transcript has 2 exons. NCBI's taxonomy places the organism in Eukaryota, Metazoa, Chordata, Aves, Piciformes, Indicatoridae. Gene Ontology annotation, molecular function: DNA-binding transcription repressor activity, RNA polymerase II-specific; RNA polymerase II cis-regulatory region sequence-specific DNA binding. Gene Ontology annotation, biological process: regulation of cell cycle process; negative regulation of transcription by RNA polymerase II; neuron differentiation. The record is from RefSeq and is a predicted model, not a curated record.
GGGGCAGCGGCGCGUGCCCGGCGGGCCCGCAGCUCCGGCGCGAAGAUGCCUCGCGGCUUCCUGGUGAAGCGCAGCCGGCGGCCCACCCCUGUCUCGUACCGUGCGCGCUGCUGCCGCGAGGCCGCUGCUGCCGGCCCGCCGCUGCCUGCCGGCGGUGCCCCGCCGCCUGUCUGUCCUGCCGCCCCGCCGCCGCGGGACUCGCCGCCGGUGCCGUUCGGGACGCCCGAUGCCGCCGUGCAGGCGCUGUACAGCCCCACGCGGCCCGUCAGUAGGGACAAGUAUCUGGAGCGAGGCUUCAGCCUGGGUUCCCCCGUCUCUGCCGAGUCUUUUCCUGCCCCGGCCGUGCCCGGCACCAUGGACCCGCUCCUCUUCGCGCCGGCUGAGCUCAAGCUCUGGGCUGCCGCCGCCGGCCACGCUGAACCGCCCGCCGGCCACGUCGCCGCCGGUACUACUGCAGGCCCUGGUGCCGGCGGAGCUCCCGCGCCGCCCGCCGCGGCGGCGCCGCCCGUCUCCGGUCGCCCUCAACCUGCCAAGCGCCCACCGGCUUCCGCGGAGCCCGGGAGGCAAAAGGCUCCGUCGGGCAAGAAGGCGAAGGCGAUCCGCAAGCUAACCUUCGAGGACGAGGUGACCACGUCGCCGGUGCUGGGGCUGCGCAUCAAGGAGGGCCCGGUGGAGACGCCGGCUAAGGCGCGGGGCGGCUGCGCCCGCCCGCUCGGCGAGUUCAUCUGCCAGCUCUGCAAGGAGGAGUACGGGGACCCCUUCGCGCUGGCGCAGCACCGCUGCUCCCGCAUCGUCCGGGUGGAGUACCGCUGCCCCGAGUGCGACAAGGUCUUCUCCUGCCCCGCUAACCUCGCCUCCCACCGCCGCUGGCACAAGCCGCGCCCGCCUGCCGCCAAAAGCGGUCCCGAGGCGGGCAGGGCGCCGGCGGAGGAGCCGCCGAAGGAGGCGGGCGGGAGCGGCAGCGAGCGGGACACGCCGAGCCCCGGAGGCGCCUCGGAGGCCGGCUCCGAGGAGGGGCUCUUCGAGUGCCCCCGCUGCGCCAAGCGAUUCCGCCGGCAGGCCUACCUGCGCAAGCACCUGCUGGGGCACCCGGCACCCGCACCGGGGCCCGCACCGGCACCCGAGCCCGCCGCCGAGGAGCCGCCCGCGCCGCCCCCCGCCGAGUGCCGCUUGUGCCCGGUCUGCGGGGAGACCUUCCCCAGCAAGAGUAGUCAGGAGCGGCACCUCCGCCUCCUGCACGCCGCCCAGGUCUUCCCCUGCAAGUACUGCCCGGCCACCUUCUACAGUUCGCCCGGCCUCACCCGGCACAUCAACAAGUGCCACCCCUCCGAGAACAGGCAGGUCAUCCUGCUCCAGGUGCCGCUGCGUCCCGCCUGCUAG